Molecule: messenger RNA, 873 nt
Organism: Oryzias melastigma (Indian medaka)
Lineage: Eukaryota; Metazoa; Chordata; Actinopteri; Beloniformes; Adrianichthyidae
Biological process (GO): iron ion transport; intracellular iron ion homeostasis
Cellular component (GO): cytoplasm
Molecular function (GO): ferrous iron binding; ferric iron binding
Source: RefSeq, a predicted model, not a curated record
GAAAAAAAAGCUGAGUUUUACUUCUGUUUCAGAAAUGCAGUCUGCAGUCAGACACAACUUCCAUGCAGAGACCGAAGGAGACAUCAACAAGCUCAUCAACCUGAAGCUGAAUGCUUCCUACACCUAUCUGUCCCUGGGGAUGUAUUUUGACAGGGAUGAUGUUGCGUUGCCAAAAUUCUCCAGUUUUUUCCUGGAACGCUCCGAGAAGGAAAGGGAUCAAGCCGAGAAGCUUCUGGAAUACCAGAACUUGAGAGGAGGCCGGAUUUUGCUUCAAAAUGUUGCAAAACCAAGCAAAGAUGACUGGAAAAGUGGCCUGGAUGCUUUGACAUACUCCUUGGAUUACCAGAAGACUCUAAACAAAUGCAUCACUGAUGUGCACCACAGAGCAGACGCUCACCAUGAUGCACAUUUCUGCGAUUUCCUUGAGCAGCACUUCCUCAUCGACAGCCACGAUACCAUCAAGACGCUGGGAGAUUACAUCGGAAGCCUCGGCCGCCUGGUUACAUCGGAGACGAAUGGCUCUCUGGGCGAAUACCUGUUUGAUAAACACACUCUGUAGAAGUCGCUGCAGCACACAGACACAAGCUUCCUGCUUUGCAAAGUUUCUCAAAUAAGGUCAAUGGAUCUGAUUAAACUUGAAAGAAUUCUUCACAAUUUACCCUAUAAUGUACCAAAAACACAGAAAACUUAACCUUAUACCUCGAAUAUUUUCUAAAUAUGUCUGAGAUUUAUCUUCCGUUAAAGUUACUGGUUAACAUUGUUGCAAAAGAGCCAUUUCUAGACAGUUUUUUUAUCCUGUACAUUUCAGUGUCCCUGCCAUAUUGUCAGAAUUUGGAAAGAUUCAAAUAAAGUUGGUUUAUUCUAUAUGUUCAA